AAAGGUUGAACCGAAGAUUCUAUCUAUUACUCUAAUUGAUUUGAGGUAAUGCAAUGAUGGAUAAGUGGGAAAAAAAAAAAAAACGAAAAACAGAGUAAGAGCAGAUUAACUGAUUGUUAAACCAUCGGAUUACCAAUUUUAUGCGUAGUUGUUUUCCCAUUUCACCCAAGUAGAAGAUGAGGUCAAAAUCGUAAAUUAAACAACAAAGAGCACGCGGCAUUUCCCUCCUCAACACAACUCCCUCCUGGACGCGAUCGAGUAUAACCGCCACUCCCACCCUCAGAAACAGAGCGCGCAAUGCCAUCUCUGGUCUCUGCUUCGUCAAAAUUUUUCGUUUCUCAACUCUGCAAUGGAUUCGUUCAAGAACUUGUUCUUCGAUUUCUCAAGAAACUUCGGUCAAUCACUGCCAAAAUCCAGAACGAAAGGGCUUUUCACUCUGUUUUUAACUCUAGUUCUUGCCAUCAUCUUCUUCUCACCCCUAUCCAACAAAUCCCCUGCUGUAACUUCCAAAAAUCUCCUUUCUCAUCUUCACCCCGGCUCAAAUUACAUCUCUUCUUUAUCCUCAAUUGUUCCCGGUGAACCCCAUUUCAUUUCACAGCCUCCAAGAACUUGCACUGAUGCUGUCACGUUUUCUGCUGUCAAUAAGAGCAAUGAAACUUCAAGAAUGCAUGAAACCGUGGCAACUCAUGAAAACAUCAUCAGUUCUUGUGAUAUCUUUGAUGGGAACUGGAUUCUGGAUGAUUCUGAGCCGCUCUAUAGACCAGGAUCUUGUCCUUUCAUUGAUGAUGCCUUCAAUUGUUUCAAGAAUGGCAGGCCCGAUUCAGAUUAUCUUAGGCUCAGGUGGAAACCCCAUGGCUGUGAGAUUCCAAGGUUGGAUGGAUUGAAAAUGCUGAAAAUGUUGAGUGGAAAGAGACUGGUGUUUGUAGGGGACUCGCUGAACAGAAACAUGUGGGAAUCAUUGGUCUGUGCUCUAAGAGGAUCAUUGGGCAAUACCAGCAAUGUGUAUGAAGUUUCGGGUCGCCGCGAAUUCAGGACAGAAGGAUUUUAUUCCUUCAAGUUCCAGGAUUUUAAUUUGUCAGUGGACUUCAUUAAAUCCCCAUUCCUAGUUCAAGAAUGGAAACUCACUACUAAGGCUGGAAUGCGGAGAGAAACAUUGAGAUUGGACAUGAUUCAGGCUUCCUCGACCAAGUAUCAUGACGCUGAUAUCAUUAUCUUCAAUACAGGCCACUGGUGGACUCACCACAAGACAUCUAAAGGGAAUAACUAUUUCCAGGAAGGCAACCGCGUCUACAACACAUUAGGAGUAACAGAUGCAUUUACUAAGGCCCUGAAGACAUGGGCUCGUUGGGUCGAUUCCAAUAUUAACAGCAGUCAAACAACGGUCUUUUUCCGCGGAUACUCUGCUUCCCACUUCAAAGGUGGUCAAUGGAAUUCAGGAGGAAGCUGUGAAGGCGAGACGGUACCAAUAACAAGCGACACCUAUCUUUCUCCACAUCCAUGGAUGAUGACCAUCCUCGAAUCGGUGAUAUCAGAGAUGAAGACCCCAGUAUUCCUCCUGAACAUUACAAAAAUGACAGACUACAGAAAGGAUGGCCAUCCUUCUAUAUUCAGCCAGCCAGAAGCAAUUAGGAGGCCUGGGAUGAUACAAGACUGCAGCCACUGGUGCCUUCCUGGGAUUCCAGAUUCCUGGAAUGAGCUUCUAUAUGUUUCUUUGCUCGCAUCCCGCAAUAAAUUUUCGUAGUUUUCAGUUUAAAAGGAAAAAAAAAAUUCUGUUGUUGUUGUUGUUGUUGUCCAUUACAUCCGUUGGCACUUUCUGCUGUCUACCAAUUUGUAGAUUCUGUUGUUGUUGUCCAUUACAUCCAGAUGGAAUAGGUCCUGUAAAAAUGUUUUUG
Coffea arabica (coffee) is the source of this 1892-nucleotide messenger RNA. Its product is annotated as protein trichome birefringence-like 4. The record is from RefSeq and is a predicted model, not a curated record. Gene Ontology annotation, cellular component: Golgi apparatus. Lineage: Eukaryota; Viridiplantae; Streptophyta; Magnoliopsida; Gentianales; Rubiaceae. Gene Ontology annotation, molecular function: O-acetyltransferase activity.